Messenger RNA from Solea solea (common sole), 1853 nucleotides. Its product is annotated as neuferricin. Bases 112 to 873 code for a protein of 253 amino acids. NCBI's taxonomy places the organism in Eukaryota, Metazoa, Chordata, Actinopteri, Pleuronectiformes, Soleidae. The record is from RefSeq and is a predicted model, not a curated record. Gene Ontology annotation, cellular component: endomembrane system; membrane. The transcript is spliced from 4 exons.
GGAAGCGCGAGCUGUUUUUGUCCCGGUAUAUGAGCUUUAAGAGCAAGUGUUUAACUCUUAAGUUUGAUGGAUGUGAGAUGAUGUAAAUAAACGGAUCACACGGUCGACUGAAUGAACAGCAUGCUCGGUCCUGUGCUGGUGGCGUUUUUCGCCGUGUCGCUGGGAGCGUUGUUCAUUCCUCGCGAGUGGUUCGUGAAACUGGACAAUGAACGAACUCAGGAGCCGAAGAGGAUCCUGAGCAGACAUGAACUGUCCCUGUACGACGGAGAGGAAGGCAGCAGAGGACUUUACCUGGCCAUACUGGGACAGGUGUUUGAUGUACACAAGGGAAACAAGCACUACGGACCAGGCGGUGCUUAUCACUUCAUGGCAGGCAAAGAUGCUUCUCUGGCCUUCGUCACUGGAGACUUCACAGAGAGUGGCCAGACUGAUGAUGUGUCCAGUCUCUCUCCUCUGCAGCUGGUGGCCUUGUAUGACUGGCUGGCCUUCUAUCAGAGGGAUUACCAGAGUGUGGGUGUGUUAAAUGGCCGAUUCUAUAGCGACACUGGACAGCCAACAGAGGCCUUGUCGCAGGUAGAAGCGUCAUUGGCUGAAGGCCACCAAAUAAAGGCCCAGUCUGAGGCUGAGAAGGUUCGCUUUCCGACCUGCAAUUCAGAGUGGAGCUCUUCCAGAGGAAGAGUCUGGUGCUCAACUAAGAGUGGUGGAGUGGUGAGAGACUGGACGGGUGUCCCGCGGAAGCUCUACUCUACAGGAUCCACUAGUGCCCGUUGUGUCUGUGUUGAGGAUCUGACAGCAGCAGAGAAAAACCCCCACCUGCAGGAAUAUGAAGGCUGCCCUCCGCAUGCUGAUUCAUGUCCUGUUGGAGAGUAUUAGUCUUUGAGCCAGCCUGGAAAAAAAGGACAUAUUCAUGGCCUGCUAUUCUGUAGCACAAACCUCAAGAAAACACAGGGACUUCUCCUACGGAAAAUCCCAUAAUAAGAGUUGGAAGGAAGAAAUUCAAAUUCAAAUUCAAUUGACUUGUUUUUGAUGACCUUUAUGUAAAGUUGUCGUCUCUUUCUCUAAAAGGAUACACCAGAAAGAGACAGGCUAGAUAUCUGAGCAUACAGAUACAAUACAAUGUGCAUAAAAGAUUAAACAAUGUGCAUAAAAGAUUAACAGAGGCAAGAUUUAGGUUUGUCACAAUGACAAGCACAAACUGCAUUGAAGUACAAAACAGUUGUAGUGGUCAAAAAUAUCACACAUUUAUCUGUACAAUUUAACAAUACUUAAAGAGGCCCCACCGCCCGACGCUCCCUCUUCUCCACAUUCUACCCAAUGAUCGGAAAUGUCAUGUGAUGUUGAUAAAGUGCACCUGUUAGGCUAAGAAAUCAAAAGCGUUAAUCAUGAUGGGUCAAGAAAACAACUUGACUUGAGGCAACAUCGUGGGGUCUACACUCUUCCAACGACGACCUGGUAGGUCAAAAAUGGAAUGUAAUAUUUAGUGAGUGAUUUUCAAACGAAUGAUUUUCGAUUAUGACCAUGAUACUUUAAGACUACAAAUCGACAUUCACAGGCAUAAUAGGCUAUUAUUUAUCCGAGGAGGAGGAUUAUGGGAAGGUUGUUUUCAUGAAAAAAAAACUUGACAGUCAGAAUCUCCCAAUUUGCUGUGAUUAAAACUGAACAUUUCCACAUAUUUUGGCUAACUGGCUGUCACCAAGCGGGGGGAGCUCCUUUUAUCCACUCAAAGACACUUUGAUCGAAACAGAAACAAAAAAGACGAAUGUUUCACUUUCUAUUUGAAAUGUCCCUCUAGAAUGUUAUUAGUUUCUCAUACUGUAAUAGUAUAAAGGCAAUGGUCCAUUACUGUCCAGGAA